AUGGUACUCGAUAUCAAACAGAACGGUGGCACCGACCUUCCACUUGCAUCGGUACGUGAUGCAAACUUUCUUGGACAGCUGCUUCAACGCCUCGGAGCAGGCUUUCAGUUUCCUACUAAUGCCAUCCAUCUUUUUUCGAAACUCGCCGAAAUCUAUAGGCGAGAGAGCGAGAGUGCUCCCAUCUGGUUUAUCUUCAUGAUACGCAUCGCCAUGGCAAAGCUGCGCCAAGCGAUGUACGAGCCCUUUACCUGGACGGACUACCUCUCGGCUCCUCCUGACCCUUCGAAUAAAUCUGAUCACAAACGGUACCAUCUGUGGAGCAUCCUCAGUAUGUUCCAUCCGCUCGAGGUGAAAAUGAAUGCUCGGGGGGAGUUGGAUCCAAUAGCGCCUACUACAACCAUGACCUUAGUAUCAAAUUUGUGGAGAGAUGAUGGAAUGCAGUUGGCGUUUCUCUCAUAUCACGAACGUCAGAUAUCGGAACAUUGCACACUGAUCCCCUGGAAAUCCUGCGCCCACUUAGAGCGCACGUACUUGGCGAAAGACUCGCAACUGAAGGAGUUUGAUGAGAUAUAUUUUCCAGGGGAUCGGAGCAAUGCAAGAAUUGAAGAAGCUUUCUUUUCUCUGGGCCAGGAAAACCAGGCUCCACUAAUGACGCCCCAUUUCCAACAAGCUGGUGUGGUUGUUCCCGACUCUAACCAACCGCAACCCAAAAGAAAGCCCGAAGAGGAUGGUGCUGGAAAAGAGAAAUUUAAGUCCCAAAGACUAGCAUCACCCUUUUGUGAAGAAAAUGACGACGAUGCGGUAAGUGGACUAUUUGGGAACGUGGACAUUGGAUAUGAUGAGUUGGUGCCUUUUGAGAUCUAUGUUGACUCGAGGAUUGCCACAUCCCAGUUUACACCUCACGAAAGUUAUGUCAAGGAACCGGAGAAUGUGUUGGCUUCACCCGCCGGGCGGGCGAAGUCUCUAUAG
Messenger RNA from Endocarpon pusillum Z07020, 969 nucleotides. RefSeq lists its product as uncharacterized. The record is from RefSeq and is a predicted model, not a curated record. Lineage: Eukaryota; Fungi; Ascomycota; Eurotiomycetes; Verrucariales; Verrucariaceae. The transcript has 2 exons. The coding region runs from base 1 to 969 and encodes 322 amino acids.